UAUCAGCAACCUUGUAAUGGUUCAGUCUACGCUAACAGCAAAAAUAUCAACUGCUUUAUUAAAAAUAAAGGCAUAUAAUAUAAAACCUGUGAGCUGUAGUGAACCCCAGGUCAUAUAUCAUCUGAGGCGCCAGCAUGUAACUGCUGCUCCAUUUAAGGUGGAACGGGAAAACGCGAAUAAACAGCUGGUGAACAGGAAUCCAACUUCAGCCUCGUCCGUACGAGCCUGUACGGCCGUUAAAUCUCAAGCAUGAGGCACAUUUAAAUUUGAGAGCGUUUUAACGUGGAGAUACAGGGUUAUCUGGAUAGCCUACACCUUAAAAAUGACGCUUCCAGCUUUGCAAAACACGAGUGUUUUCUUUCGGAGGAUUCUGUCACAGUUUCCUCAGGAUAUUAGCUUAGCCUUCGCCUAUGGGUCUGCAGUGUUUAAACAGGCUGGCACUACUCAAGGUCAGAUGGGGAAGAACAUGCUGGACUUCGUGCUCGCUGUGGACGACCCCGUCACUUGGCACACAAUGAACUUGAUAGAAAACAGGAAACACUACUCUUUCUUGAAAUAUCUUGGUCCAAAGCAGAUAAGCAGCAUUCAGAAUGACUAUGGCGCUGGAGUCUACUUCAACACGUUGGUGCCCUCCGAUGAACGGCUCAUCAAGUAUGGAGUCAUCAGCACUGAUGCCUUGAUAGAUGAUCUACUUCACUGGAAAACGAUGUACAUAGCAGGACGAUUACACAAACCAGUGCGGAUUCUGCUGCAGAGUGAGAAUGGGAAGCUGCGCGCUGCGCUGAUGGCCAAUCUGAAGAGCGCUAUGAACGCCUCCUUCCUUAUGCUUCCAGAGAGCUUCUCUGAGGAAGACCUUUUUCUUCAGAUAGCUGGACUCUCUUACUCUGGGGAUUUCAGGAUGGUGAUUGGUGAGGAUAAAUCCAAAGUAUCCAACAUUGUGAAGGACAACAUGCAGCACUUCCGAAUCUUAUAUAAUAACAUUCUGCAAGAUUGCCCGCAGGUGGUGUACAAGCCACAGCAGGGGAGGCUGGAGGUGGACAAAAGCCCUGAGGGCCAGUUUACUCAGCUGAUGGCUCUGCCGAGGACCCUCCAGCAACAGAUCACACGGCUGGUGGAUCCACCUGGGAAGAAUAGGGAUGUGGAGGAGAUUCUGCUGCAGGUGGCUCAGGACCCUGACUGUGGCUUGGUAGUACAGCAAGGGAUCUACUCAAUAGUGAAAACCUCCAGCAUAACACAGAGUGCCAAAGGAAUCAUUACAGCAGGACUCAUGAAAUCGGUGUCAUAUAGUACGAAAAAGCUGCGGAAAAUGUGGAGAGGCUGGAGGAGAAAGACGCCAUGACUUCUCGUCUCUUUCCCUGCUUUUAACGAACUCUGUUGCACUGACUGACCAUUAUCUGUGUGUGCACCCUGUCCUUGUUAAAUAAUUUCAGAUCUGAGUGUAUAACAUUUUAUAUAAGAGCCCGCAAGUUGUGUCUAAGUGUAAUACUGGUAGAGAAGUAUUCAGAUGAACGGAGAGAGAUUUAUUUAUGGUUGUAUGUGAUUUAUAUGUUGUAUAAAUUCCAUAAUGACUGAUUUUAGGCAUGUGUGCAGAUUUGCUGUCUUUGCUCUGUGCUGCUCUGUGGGGGAUUCAUGAUGGACAUCAUACUGUUACAUCUUUAAACUGGACUGAAAGUGAUUGCCAACAUGCCACAGGUUUCUGAACAGAUUUUGUAAAAUGAGUAUUGCCAAAUGGUUUGAUUUCAAAUAAAUAAAUCAGUAAACAUACAAACAAAUCUGCCAGAAUUGACUGGAUGCAUAUCUGGCAACCCCAAGUGAUACAGUACAGUCUUUGGUACAGUAAGUUAGUAAUAGUAGAAAAUAAAGGUAACGAUUUGAGUAUGUCUCGUUUAUUAUUAAUAUAUCCCGUUUCCAUCCACUUUUAACACAAAUUGCAAUUUGUUUUUAAAAAGAUUUUUGCUGCCCAGCAGCUUGUUUACAUCACGCUCACUUUUAGUGAUACAACACUUUACGUAAUGAUGCCCUUUGCUGUUUUGU
This is a messenger RNA of Colossoma macropomum (tambaqui), 2034 nucleotides long. It is a transcript of the gene tamm41, whose product is annotated as TAM41 mitochondrial translocator assembly and maintenance homolog. The coding region runs from base 323 to 1339 and encodes 338 amino acids. Lineage: Eukaryota; Metazoa; Chordata; Actinopteri; Characiformes; Serrasalmidae. Gene Ontology annotation, molecular function: phosphatidate cytidylyltransferase activity. The transcript is spliced from 8 exons. The record is from RefSeq and is a predicted model, not a curated record. Gene Ontology annotation, cellular component: mitochondrion. Gene Ontology annotation, biological process: cardiolipin biosynthetic process; CDP-diacylglycerol biosynthetic process.